AUGUCGACAUACACAAUCAACGCAGCAAAACAUGUAACGCCAGAAUUCCUACCACUAUUCCAAAAAGCGACAGGCGAUGCAUUCGUCACCGGCGAAGUAUUCGAUAAGUCUAUGGAGAGAAUCUGCGGCUACCAGGACCAUUUAACAAACGCUCCCAACUAUCCCACCUACUUCUCCAUCCUAUAUGCCUUUACAAGAGGGAAUACCAGCUCCCUACCGGACCAAGUGGAAAUCAUGAAGCACAAUUGUCGUGACCUCGCCAAAAACGUCAUUGCCUUCACAAUCCUCUGUGAUGGCACCCCAAUGGUAUACCAAGGUCGAGAGCAACACUUCUCUGGCGCCCACGACCCCGACAACCGCGAAGCCCUCUGGCUCUCCGACUACGACACCAACACACCACUCUAUGAACUAAUAGCCACCCUCAACACGCUUCGCAAACAUGCAUCUCCGGUAGAUCCAGAAUACCUCAAUACCCAGGCAUCGCCCAUCUUGAAAGGCCUAGGCGAGAUGGCUUUCGUAAAGUGA
Aspergillus pseudotamarii is the source of this 525-nucleotide messenger RNA. Its product is annotated as glycoside hydrolase superfamily. The transcript has 2 exons. Bases 1 to 525 code for a protein of 174 amino acids. Lineage: Eukaryota; Fungi; Ascomycota; Eurotiomycetes; Eurotiales; Aspergillaceae. The record is from RefSeq and is a predicted model, not a curated record.